Messenger RNA from Dichotomopilus funicola, 924 nucleotides. RefSeq lists its product as uncharacterized. Lineage: Eukaryota; Fungi; Ascomycota; Sordariomycetes; Sordariales; Chaetomiaceae. The transcript has 4 exons. The coding region runs from base 1 to 924 and encodes 307 amino acids. The record is from RefSeq and is a predicted model, not a curated record.
AUGGAUUCUGAUUCCGACUUUUACGGUGAUGAAGAAACCGUCUCGGCCCUUAAGGAUCGGGUAAACGACUUCGAUGUCGUCGGCUGGUGGCAUCGGCAAAACAACAUGACGGAUAAUUAUCCCAAACCAAGCAUCAAGCGCGAACAGCAAACCCAGCAAACUAUCAGUGCCCCCGUCAACAACACCCGCAUCAAACCCCUAUACGACCCUCAUCAAGGUGCCCCAGGAGCCCGCCGACCUUCCGAAACCAUCCCGGACUUCCUCUCCCGCCUCCCGCCCUCCACAAGCGACUGGGAACCCGGCUUUGAUUGGAUCUGGAUCGCGAAUCCAUAUCACCCGCCACCCGAACUCGAACCAGCCCUAGCCCAGUUUCGACAUGCCGCCGAGGAACGACUCGGACUCUUUGCCGAGUUCGAGAAGAUGGCCACGCUUACGGCUGGACGCGAUACAGGCGUUACAGUCAAAGCGCUAGCGGCGCUCCGGCAGGACGUAGCCAAGGAGCGACGGGAAACGGUUAGCGACCUCCGUGAGCUUGCCGAUGCGUGCAAUGUAGUCACGGGGAAAUGGAUGCUGUUUCCACCUCCCGGGGAAGUGGACGCGGUGUGGGCCUGCGUAGCGGCCGCAACGGCGGAGGGGGAACUCGGCACAGCAGCUAAGGUAGAGACGAGAUCACGGGCGGAUAAAGAGCGAUUGGUGUGUGUGUACACGAAGGAUUGCCGGGAGAAGGAGGAUGUGGCGAGGGUGUUGAUUCAGAUGAGGGAGUUGGGGUUGGUGAAGCCAGGUGGGAAGCAGAUUUACUAUAAGUCUGAUGCUUGGACGGAGCUUGGGAUAUACGGCGGCAACAAAUGGGGGAUUGGAGCGUCGAUGUAUUCGUCCAAUGAGAUAUUCGGGUAUACUAAGUUAGUCGUCUCUCGCCGCGCGUGA